CAGAGAGAGAGAAGUGAAGUCUAGCAAUGUUUGUAAAUUAAAUGUUGAUUGUGGACCAAGGUCAAAGACAAAUUAAUAAAUAGCAAUGUUAUAGACUUGUGUACUGUCAAAAUCCCGCUCAUUGUUUAUAGCCCAUCAGCCGUCGGUUAUUUUGGUAUCUUCUCGUAUGUAUUUUCGUUAUCAGCCGCCAGCUGAGUGCUGAUAAGACGACCGUCUCUCGAAUGUAGGGCAUCUAGUAUAUAUAGUUAUAGUAUAGUCUGAAUACUCAACGAGUAAACUUCUGAUCGCAGACAGAGUCAGUACAGCACAGUUAACCGGUUUCAUCAGAAUACAAUUGUUUUCCCCACACAAUCGGCAUUGGCAACUGCGAGACAAGUGCACAAAUAUAACUUCACCUUCAAGAAAAUGGCGAAUUCCGAGACAAACAAACGGGUGUUGUCCAUCCAAAGUCACGUCGUGCACGGCUAUGUGGGCAACAAGAUGGCCACCUAUCCACUGCAGCUGCUGGGUUUCGAUGUGGAUCCGUUGAACUCGGUACAGUUUUCCAAUCACACGGGCUACAAAUGCUUCAAGGGUCCAAUAUCCACCGAAAAAGAAUUGGCCAACAUCUUCGAGGGCCUGGAAGAGAACGAGCUGUUGUCCCAAUACACUCAUCUGCUCACCGGCUACAUUGGCAAUCCGUUAUUCCUCCGCCAAGUGGGCGUCAUACUGAAGGCCAUACGUAAGGCGAAUCCCAAUUUGAUCUAUGUUUGCGAUCCCGUCAUGGGCGACAACGGCAGCAUGUAUGUGCCCAAGGAACUGCUGCCAGUUUAUCGUGAUGAGAUCAUUCCCCUGGCCGACAUCAUCACUCCCAAUCAGUAUGAAGUAGAGCUGCUCACAGGCAAAGAGGUGCGCAGUGAGGAAGCUGUGUGGCAGGCGAUGGAUUGGUUCCACGAACGCGGCAUCAAGACUGUCGUCAUCUCCAGCAGCGAUCUGGGUGAGCCGGGCGUGCUUCGCGCCUUCCUUAGUCAGCAGAAUGGCGCACGACUCUCCAUGGAUAUACCCAAGCAGGGUGGCAAAGAUCUCUUCUUCACGGGCACCGGAGAUCUGUUCGCCGCUCUCUAUCUGGCUCACAGCCAUGCCAGCAAAGGAGAUGUGACUGUGGCAUUCGAGAAGACCAUUGCCACGCUGCAGGCUGUGAUUAAACGCACGGUGUCAUCGCUGCCUGCAACUGCGCAACCUAUUCAGGCUUGGCAGCGAGAGCUGAAGCUAGUGCAGAGCAAGCAAGAGAUCGAGCAGCCACAAGUGCUGCUCAAAGCGAAGCGUGUCAACUAGACACUUGACAAUGUUAACAAAUCCAAACAAACAAC
Molecule: messenger RNA, 1349 nt
Organism: Drosophila albomicans
Lineage: Eukaryota; Metazoa; Arthropoda; Insecta; Diptera; Drosophilidae
Product: pyridoxal kinase
Exons: 3
Coding region: 406-1314 (302 amino acids)
Biological process (GO): pyridoxal 5'-phosphate salvage
Cellular component (GO): cytosol
Molecular function (GO): pyridoxal kinase activity
Source: RefSeq, a predicted model, not a curated record